UCUGGCGGGGCGAGGGCCCGUGUGAGGGCGGCGGGCGAUCGCUGAGGCGGCGUAAUGUCCUCCGAGGUGGCCGCACGCAGCGAUGCCAAGAAGCUGGUGCGCUCGCCCAGCGGCCUGCGCAUGGUGCCCGAGCACCGGGCCUUCGGCAGCCCAUUCGGCCUGGAGGAGCCGCAGUGGGUUCCGGACAAGGAGUGCCCAAGAUGUAUGCAGUGUGACACCAAGUUUGACUUUCUGACCAGAAAGCACCACUGCCGCAGGUGCGGGAAGUGCUUCUGUGACAAGUGCUGCAGCCAGAAGGUGGCACUGCCGCGCAUGUGCUUCGUGGACCCGGUGCGGCAGUGUGGCCCAUGUGCCCUGGUGUCCCACAAGGAGGCCGAGUUUUACGACAAGCAGCUCAGAGUGCUCCUGGGCGGAGCCACUUUCCUUGUAACUUUUGGAAACUCAGAGAAAUCAGAAACAAUGGUUUGCCGUCUUUCCAACAACCAGAGGUACUUGCUCCUGGAUGGGGACAGCCGCCACGAGAUCGAUUUCGCACACAUUUCGACCGUGCAGAUUCUCACAGAAGGCUUUCCCCCUGGAGAGAAAGACAUUCACACUUACACCAGCCUCCUGGGGAGCCAGCCUGCCUCUGAAGGAGGUAAUGCGCGGGCCACGGGCAUGUCCCUGCAAUACACAGUGCCCGGGGCGGAGGGUGUGAACCAGCUGAAGCUGACAGCCGGGGAGGACGCACAUGCCAGCAGGAGGCAGGCGACUGCAUGGCUGGUGGCCAUGCACAAGGCCGCCAAGCUCCUCUACGAAUCUCGGGACCAGUAAGCGCACACGGGCUGGCCCAUCAGCUGCGCCCACGCAGGCAGCUAAGCCCACGGCGCUGGGAAAUGCAAGUAUUGGGAGAAACACGCGUGUUCGCUUACCUGGUGCAGUGUGCACACCGUUCAUUAACACUCCGGACAGCUUCCUGCUUUAGUUGUGUAAUUUCUUGUUGAUACUUAACUAGGGGUGGGAGAGACAGCUCCACUACUGCUUAACUGGUUUCAGCCUAAUCUAGACCAUGCUUUUACGAGGCUGGGUUUACGAGAAGGUUCUGCCCCUCGACGUCCGUUUCAUUAGUUCUUCCACAGAGACGAUGUGGGCGGUGCAGCCUCCAGCCGGGUACCACCCCAUGGACUCCUGUAACCUGGCACUAAUCGGGGCCAAGGAACAAAACUUUGCUGCUUCACUACGGGGGAGGAGCCAGCUUUGUUGUGUACUUUUCACUUUAUUAAAAUAAUUGUACAACAGUUUGUAUAUAAAGCUUGAUUAAAACCUAUUUUGAAAAUACA
Molecule: messenger RNA, 1319 nt
Organism: Rhinolophus ferrumequinum (greater horseshoe bat)
Lineage: Eukaryota; Metazoa; Chordata; Mammalia; Chiroptera; Rhinolophidae
Gene: ZFYVE21
Product: zinc finger FYVE-type containing 21
Exons: 8
Coding region: 55-813 (252 amino acids)
Molecular function (GO): metal ion binding
Source: RefSeq, a predicted model, not a curated record